AUGGCUCAAGAAAAUGUGAAGUUUCUUCUAGGGGUUUGGUUGCUUUUACUAUACUUUUUCUCAAUUGUUUUUGGUGACAAUAAUACUCAAGAUGGUAACUAUGGUGAUGGUUCAAUAUCACCACCAACACAAAGUGCUUGUACAAAUUGUACAAUUUGUCCAUAUACUUGUCAAUCUCCGCCACCACCAACACCACCUUCUGGUGGUGGAUACCAAAGCUAUGGCGUUCCACCACCUACCGGUUAUGUAAAUUGUCCACCAGCUCAGCCUGUUACUACGCCAUGCUGCCCACAGUAUAAUAACUAUGGACCUCCACCACCACCUUAUAACUACUAUUCUGGUUCUUCAACUCUUUCGCCUUUUAUCAAACUCUUUGCUUUUGAAUGGUCUUAUGCUAUACUAGUUCUUUUUCUCCAUUAUGUUGUUUGUGUUUGA
Molecule: messenger RNA, 435 nt
Organism: Solanum verrucosum
Lineage: Eukaryota; Viridiplantae; Streptophyta; Magnoliopsida; Solanales; Solanaceae
Product: leucine-rich repeat extensin-like protein 3
Exons: 1
Coding region: 1-435 (144 amino acids)
Source: RefSeq, a predicted model, not a curated record